Molecule: messenger RNA, 1149 nt
Organism: Mugil cephalus (flathead mullet)
Lineage: Eukaryota; Metazoa; Chordata; Actinopteri; Mugiliformes; Mugilidae
Gene: rfxank
Product: regulatory factor X-associated ankyrin-containing protein
Exons: 10
Coding region: 194-895 (233 amino acids)
Biological process (GO): regulation of transcription by RNA polymerase II
Cellular component (GO): nucleus
Molecular function (GO): protein binding
Source: RefSeq, a predicted model, not a curated record
AUAUACAUGCAUAUUAGACAAUAACGGACGGAAACACCCAGCCGCUCACACAUUAACACACCCAUUUGCCAAUCAACAGUGGCUGGGUAGGUUGAGGCUGAGCUAACAGCUACCUUAGCUGCAGCGCUGCGAGCUAACAUGAGUUUUCCCAUAAGGAAGUUAGCGAAAUUUACACCGAGAGCCUGGAUGUGUGAUGGAGGCCAGAGGUGAGGAUGAGGUUGCAGACGGCCAACAUAUGCAGCCAAGCGACGCUAAUACAUGUCCUUCCGAUUCAAGUGUUGAGAGGUCCAAUGAGAAUUUGGAGGUGGAUGCAGAUGAUUUGUUCAUGCACGCCACCACUCUGACCAACAAGCAGCGUGGGAAUGAGGUUACAGUACGACCCGCAACAUUAGACUCUCUUUCUAUACAUCAACUGGCAGCUCAAGGCGAGGUUUCACAGGUGGCUGCACACCUGAGUAAAGACAGCUCACUGCUCAGCAGACAGGAUGAACGAGGCUUUACGCCUCUCAUGUGGGCAGCAGCGUUUGGAGAGAAAGCAAUGGUGGACUUUCUCUUGGAAAAGGGCGCGGACCCCAAAACUGUUGCCAGGGAGAGAGAGAGCGCCCUGACACUGGCCAGCUCUGGUGGUUAUGUGGACAUUGUUGAGUCUCUACUCGGACACGGAGUGGAUAUUGACACUUACGACUGGAACGGUGGAACACCGCUUCUUUACGCUGUACGAGGGAACCACGUCAAAUGUGUUGAGGCACUUCUAGCCAAAGGAGCCGAUAUGACCAUCGAGUCUGACUCUGGGUACAGUCCAAUGGCCUUAGCUGUUGCCCUCGGACACAAAAAAAUUCAGAAAGUGUUGGAGGACCAUAUCCUGAAACUCUACAAGCCACCAACACGACACUAGGACAGUCUGAUGUUACUGAUGCUGAGAUGAUGAAGACGCCUCUCACGACUGAAAGUUAUUUCAACAGAACAUUGGUAGAGACAUUGACACAGUACACUGCAUUUGUCAGUUCAUAACUGGUUUAUUCCAUUUGUGUGCAUCACUCUGUAUGCAAUAUGUUGUACAAAUAAGGAUUAGAAUGUGACACUUGUGCAGCAGAACUAUUUUGUUUGGCAGUAAACAGGUUUUAAUAAAGAUGUAUUUUUAUACUGGAA